GCAGCUGAAGAGAAACCUUGUUGGCCAGAGUUUUGAAGUUAAGAAGAUGGCGGGUGAAAAUGAAUUUGCGGCCAUGUUCUAUGGAGAGCCUGGGGUCCUGGGCCUCCUGGCCAAUGGAAUCAGUGCUUUCCUUGUUCUUCUGCAGAACUUCAAUGGAGCACAGACUGGUGUACCAUCCCAGGGAGUGGAGCACAUUCUGGCUGGUGUUCAACUGAUUCUGAUCGGGGGAGUAACCCAGCUGUUUGCUGGGCUCCUAUCCUUCCGGAAGUAUGAUCACCUAAGUGGGACAUCCUUCAUCGCAUUUGCUGCUCUCUGGGGCAGCUAUGGGUCUACCCGUAUAGUCCUGGGUGCCUUUCCACCCUCUAUUAACAGCACUAACACCACUGACCAGCUAAAUCCAGCCAACAGCACUUUUCAAAAUCCAGAACUGGCUACUCCACCAAUCGGUCAGUCUGCCAUAGCAGGGCUAAUUGCUUACAUUUCCAUCUCCUUUAUCCUGUCCUUCUGCUCUGCCACUGUAAACUACAUCAUGCCUUUUGUCUUUGGGGCUAUCACCCUGACCCUGAUCUUUGAGGCAGUGGGGCUUGUCGGGGGUUGGGCUCUAGUGGUCUCUGGGGUCCUGGAGCUGGUGAUCCUCAUGUGUGCGCUUUAUGGAGCAGCAGCCUUGCUCCUGAAAGGUGUCACCCAACGUUACAUCCUCAAGGGCUUUGGGACCCCCCUUUUCGACGUGUUGCUCCUGGGGACGGCCAACAGCAGCAACUCCCAAAAAAUAGGGGAAGAAAAGAAGAAGAACACCCAAUAUGCUGAACCCAUGGCACUGGGCUACCUCUGUGACACAAUCUCCCCUUUCGUCUUUGCCUUCUUCUGCUUUGGCUACCUACCUUCCUUUUUUGUGGGCACCAUUUGGGUCACUAUCAACGCCUUCUCCCAACUUUUCUCCAGUUACUAUGCCUACCUUCGAAAAGAUGUCUACCACACAACCAAGUUUUGUCUGCACAGCACCUACUGGCUGGUGAAGUCAUGGGAGGAGUUUGUUCUAUCAGUUCUCAUUGACAGAGAGGGAGCAGUCAGCGGGAGAGAAAGGAUGGUUGGUGACUGGUUCUUCCUAGCGACCGCCAUUGUUCUCUGCUUGAUGUCACUCAACAUGGAUGUGCUAGAGGUGGCCCAUAACUUGCUAUUCCUCCUGCUCACAGUAUCCACAAUCUCCCAGAUCCCACUGGGGGGCUACUACAUCUUCUUUGGGGUGAUCUGCAGCUUGUUCACAGCCCUGUCUCUCUACGGUACCUUUGCCCGACUCAUCAAUUCCAUAGGAGAGAAGACCUUGAUCCCUGUUGGGAUGCAGCCACUGUCCACAGAGAAGCUCCAGAGUGUCCUGGGACUCAUCAAACGGUGCUGGGUGAAACCUCAAGACCUCCCUCGCAGCACUGUUUCACAUCUACCUGAUGCCCUUUUCUACAUGACCAAUGGCAUAGCUGCUCUCUCUGCCAUCCACAGCCAGGACGUGCACCCCACCUUCCUCCAUCUCACCGUCCCCUGGGUUCUGAUUCCUGGAGCAAUCAUCCAGGUCUAUGUGAGCCGACUGGACAUCCAGGAGGGAAGGCGUUUUGGGCCCAUUAUCCCAUCCUGCUAUGCUGCCAUCUGGGCUACCUGGACCUGGUAUCGGUUUGCAGGUUUUUUGCUUGGCAUUUCUACUGAUUUUGCUGGUGGAUUCACAGCUGGGGCUGUAGCAUUCUUGGUACUUAAUGGCUUCCUAAUGCUUAUAGGUGCCUAUGUAAAUGUUGUGCUACUGUUGCUGACUCUUGUCAUGGAGGUGAUCGUGGUGUGUUUCCUGCUCUCCACACUGGGCAGACUGCCUUACCAACUGGAAAUCGCGAUGCUGGCCAUCUUCUCUCUGAUCUGUUUGUAUGGUACUCUGGCCUCCCUUGCAAAUUCCAUCUUCACAAAGGAGCUGCUUCCUCUCGGACCCCCGCUGCUGAAGGCUACAAAGGAAAAAGCUGACAAAACUCCCCCUCCUCCUCCUUGUCCCAUCGCCACCUCAAGAAAGACUAGUGGGCUACUGAGCAUCUCAAAACUUCUGGAUGCCGGUGGGGUCUGUGGUAUUCCUACCGAUACUGUGUAUGCCUUAGCAGCAUCCUGCAAACACCCACAGGCUAUAGAGAAGAUCUACAAUAUCAAGGAUCGCCCACAGGAGAAGCCCAUCUGUAUCUGCAUCUCCAACCUGGAGCAGCUGUCGACCGCCAAGCCCCCCUUCAGCCCACUGCUCUGGGAGUUCAUGAGGAAUGUCUACCCAGGAGGCAUCAGCUGCAUUGUCAAGAAAGGCGAAUGGCUCAAUAAGCUAGGAGUUGGACCAGCCUAUGAUAGAGUGGGGACUAAAGAAAGCAUCAUGAUCCGAGUCCCUGACCACACAGUAACCGCCCAUCUGUGCAAUAUGACUGGACCACUGGCCAUCACUUCAGCCAAUCCAAGUGGAGAGCCUGAUAGCACACACCAUGACAUGGUGAUAACACGCCUUGGCCACAAAAUCAGUGGAGUUCUGUGUGACGGAGAAUCAAACGAAGCUGUCGGUUCCACUGUGGUCAACUGUUUGAAGAUAGAUGAAGGUACAAUCACUAUUGUAAGAGAAGGCUGUUUUCCUGCUGCCCAAGUCAGACACAUUUUUGAAAAAGUCAAAAAUUCCAUGGAGUAAAGACAAGGAACACUCACUACAAAUAACAGUAACUUAGUGAAUCACCUCUCAGGAUGUGACAAGUGACAUCACUAGGAUUUGUGGUCACCCAUAAAUUAUUAUUAUAGUAAUUAUAAUUAUAAAAACUGUGCCAUUUAAUUUAUUUUUAAACUUUUUUCUGUAAAGACUGGCAACAUUUACUCCUGAAAUGAAGAUAUCAAAUUUUACUGUUUACAUUUGUGAAUAAUGUAUAUAUUAAUAUAGUAAACAAACAUUUUGUGUGUGCAAAUAUUUAAAAUACUUGUAUGGUAAACUAUAAUACAAUUUGUGUAUGCCAUGUACUUUAUGUAAUGAUACUUGUACGUUUGUAUUUAUAAACAGGUUUGUAUUUACUCAAAUCUAAUACAAUAAUUUGGUGAAUUUUACUCCUGAAUGCAGUGCUAUUUGCUAUGUUUGUCUCAAGCAAUUAAAUGCAUAGUCUACUCUGGGCAUGAGAAAAAUAUGGUCAAGUGUUGAAAAUGAUAUUUGUCAGGGUGACAUUUCUGUUUUGUAUCUGCUGUGAAUUUCCUUCCCUAAACAUAUACUGUUUUAUUUCAUAAGACAUAUUUAAUACUAUGUAUAUAUGUACAUAGAUAUUUUUUUCUAUUUUGAUAAAGUAUAUUAUGUCUAAGAAGUGACUGGAUUUUGAAUCUGUAAAUAAUCCUUGUUAAAACUGUAUACAUGUUAAAGCACUGUAGGGUAGUGGUUUAAUGUCUUAUAAUUACAACAUUCAUUCUGCAAUUGUCCUUAUCAAUAAAGAAUAAUUAAGA
Messenger RNA from Polyodon spathula (Mississippi paddlefish), 3474 nucleotides. RefSeq lists its product as uncharacterized. The transcript has 11 exons. Bases 47 to 2686 code for a protein of 879 amino acids. Gene Ontology annotation, molecular function: double-stranded RNA binding; nucleotidyltransferase activity; tRNA binding. The record is from RefSeq and is a predicted model, not a curated record. Lineage: Eukaryota; Metazoa; Chordata; Actinopteri; Acipenseriformes; Polyodontidae. Gene Ontology annotation, cellular component: cytoplasm. Gene Ontology annotation, biological process: regulation of translational fidelity.